Molecule: messenger RNA, 7515 nt
Organism: Hyalella azteca
Lineage: Eukaryota; Metazoa; Arthropoda; Malacostraca; Amphipoda; Hyalellidae
Gene: dock
Product: cytoplasmic protein NCK1-like
Exons: 8
Coding region: 245-1525 (426 amino acids)
Molecular function (GO): protein binding
Source: RefSeq, a predicted model, not a curated record
AGUCCAGAUAUUACGGUAUCUAUAACUGAGACCUCAGCAGCAAACAAAUUGAUGCUCAUUGCUCACAGCCGUCGUUGAGGCUGAGGGUAAUGGUACCUUCGUUUUCGUUGUCUGGUGAACGCCCUUGAAACCUUGAUGCGUUAUUGUCCAAUUGAAGCGGUAACAAAGUCAUUGAACGAAUCUGGAUACAGUGGCUAGUGCGUAGAAUACAAGGUGUGGUGCGGGUUAGCGAAAGAUAAGAAAAAUGUCUAGCCUUAAAAUAGGCAAGUCAGGUGUGGAGGAGGUAUGGGUGGUUGCCAAGUACGACUACCAGGCUCAAGGCAGCCAUGAACUUGACCUACGCAAGAAUGAGCGCCUGCACCUGCUGGACGACAGCAAGCAUUGGUGGCGCGUCAUGAACCAACACAACCAGUCUGGCUACGUCCCAUCUAACUUCGUCAAGAAGGAGAAACCUUCCAUUUUUGACAGAUUGAGUCAAGCCGCCUCAAGCUUACUGCCCGCCAGUCCUGGACCCAUUAAGAAGCGCGUAAAGAAGGGGAGCAGCGUAGGUGGGGGGACUAAGAUGUCGGGAGGCAGUGGCACCCCCACGCAUGGGGACAGCUUGGGUAAGGGCGGCGCCCCCGUGGACCUAUCAGACGCCAUCGGCUACGCCGUCGUCAAGUAUAACUACCAGGCGCAGCAGAUGGACGAGCUCUCGCUAGCCAAAGGCAGCCGUGUGCAGAUAUUAGAGAAAAGCAACGAUGGUUGGUGGCGUGGCCACGUGAACGGUUCGGUUGGGUGGUUCCCUUCAAACUACACGACUGAGGAGCCUCCUGACGAGGACCAUACCUAUACCGUGGCCGAGAACGUCCUUGAUGUCGUGGUGGCUCUCUACACCUUCACGGCACAGAACGAACAUGAGCUGAGCUUCAGUAAAGGAGACCGCAUGGAAAUCUUAGACCGGCCUCCUUCUGACCCAGAGUGGUACAGAGCGCGCAACACGCAAAGAGAGGUUGGUCUGAUCCCGCGUAACUACGUGAAGGAGUUACACGAGGUCGUGGACACGCGCACGCCCAGCAGAGGAGGGAACGCGAACACUGCAGCCAGAUCCUCUCAGGCGCCCCCCGCCACCAACGGCGGCUCCCACGGGGCGUCUGAUGCCGCACACGUCACCCAGGGCGUGAGCGGCCUGUCCAUCAGCGGCGGUGGCGGUGUAGACAAGAGCGGCAUGCCGCUGGCCGCCAAGGAGUGGUACUACGGUCCCAUCUCGCGCGCCCAGUGCGACACACUCCUCAACACCCGCGGCCAUGACGGCGACUACCUCAUUAGGGACUCUGAGACUAACGCUGGCGACUUCAGUGUAUCGCUGAAAGCAUCAAACCGCAACAAGCAUUUCAGGGUUCACGUGGAGUCUGGCUUCUACUGCAUAGGUCAACGCAAGUUCAACAAUCUUGACCAGCUCGUGGAACACUACCAGCGCUCGCCUAUUUACACCAGCCAAAAAGGAGAAAAACUUUAUCUUGUUAGGCCCUUGCCGAGGUUAUAAGGCUCGCUUCUUUCCCUAUCUGUGCCCUUGGAUGAAGUCUCGAGCUUCAUUCCGAACGAAUCCGAUGUCCUUUAAUGAAGUCUAAGGAUUUCAUCUUCGAAUGUAAUGCUCACGAAUAAGGACAAAAUCAGUAAUUUAUAUGAUUGUGUUCAAGAUAAAAAAACGAUUGCCCUUCAUCUUUUGAUUGCUGCUAAUUACCGAGUGAAUGACAAUGUGGAGACUACGGCUUUUAACGCUUAUGAUCUAGAUCAUCCUAGUAUUUAAAAUCGUGAUCAAGAGAUGAUUAAUGCUUUGAUAAGUGAACAAAUUAUUAAGUGAAUUCUAUAAAUAUCGAGGAAGUAUCUCCCUUUACAAUUUUCAGUAAUUCGUUGGAAUGAUAAACGAAUUGGAUGGAAAAUGUAUUCAGGUUCUUUCUUGCAAAAUGUGUAAUUUAAUUUCAGUUUGACUAGUGGAUUAUUCAAUGUGCUAUAAAAUUCUGGAGUUCAGAGAGUAAAACUUUUGGCCAGGGACUGCUUUACGUUAGAUUGAACCGUGUCCGUGAACUGUACUGCCAGAGACUGCUUUGUGUGAACAAGUUCUGCAAAAAUUAUGUGGCCGACCACUGAGACGUUGAGUAUAUUUAGUCAGCCGCGAAACUGAGGUAACAUUAUAAAUUAUCAAGUGUGCGUUUCAGUAUGGAAAUCGAUACCCGAAUAUUUUUUUCGUGAGCAGCAUACAGUAAAUGAAGGUAUUUGCAGGGUACUGUGUGGAGUUGAUGUGCUAUUUACGUAUAAGUACGUAUAAGAAGCUCUGAUUAGGAAUGCCAUCUAGUCGUCAAUGGAAUGGUGUGAAGUGAGGCUCGUCUUGGAACUGAAGCUAGCUUACAAAUUAACUUCAAUUUACCCUCAAUAUUUUACCUUUUACGGCUCUUUAUGAAGGUACUGUACCAUUCAUGCAAGCACAACAGUUUGCAUCAAUGAUUGCCAGACUUUGUAUUCAUGGAUAAUAAUUCAUUGUAAUUAUUAUCAUGGAUGAUAAUAAUUCAUGUCCUAGCGUCGCCGUACGUAUGCCCUCAAUACGUGACUGCAGUUCUACAGAGUGCAGCUUUGUCCACAAUAUGCAGCAAUAUUGUCACUCAUUCAUGCUAAAUUCAUUUUGAAUCAUAGUGAUAAUGUAUAUGAAUAAUAAUUACAGAUUUAUUCAUCUCGAGAGUAUCUUAUGCAAAGACAUUUUGUGUUUAGAACCAAUCGCUUUUGUUACAAUGGAUGAUUUUGUUUUGUUCACUCGAUGCUGCUAUACCGACCCCCCAAACGGUAGUAAAGUGAUUCUCUUUAGCGUUUCUGCAGACUCAAAGUUCAAGACCGAUGCUUCGGAAAGAAACAUCUAUGGACUUAUAUUAUCUAUUAAGGAACUAAUUAUCAUGACGAUAAGUGGAGGCUUCGCCUUCUCAUUUUAGUAUUACUGUUUUAUACCUUAACUUUAAUUAGCAUGCUUAUGAUAUUGGACUAGCCCGGCUACCAGUAGUGUCACUUGAAUGAAGUUUAGCCCCUGCAGAGACCAUUGAAAAUGACAGUGGGGUCCCGGUGCUCAGUUCUGCAGCAGUGCCUCUUGGAGCCCCAGCACAUCCGGGGAGUUUUAUCACUGGAUGUGUUCCGACGCCGUUAUUCAAAUGCUGAUCCAACCUGUGACUCAAGUUCAUGAUGAUUUAUUCACCUGCGGUAACUGAAAAUGAUUAAUUUUCUUCGAGACAUUGAAGAACAUUGCUGUUCAAAUUAACACGAGUGACAAUAUUUAUUCAUGAAGUGUUGUUCAGUGUCCUACAUUGCUUUAAAUUCUGGAAUGCUUGCACACGGGUGACGCUAGAGGAGUGUAAGACAAAGAGAUUUGUUGCCUUCAUUUGUAAAUUGAGCUUCAAACUUUUAAUUCAGAGCGGAGAAGUGUUACCGGUACUUGAUUUCAUUUAUGUUUUUUUUUGUAGAAAUGGAAAAUUCAUAGCUUUCUGGAUUUUCUCAACAAAAAAUUUUGCUUUACCGAGGCGCUGCUGUAGAAGUGAGAUUUGGUGACCGUGUACUACUUUUUCAGUAGAAUUUAAGGACAAACUAUUUGCAUUAUUGUACUGUGCUAAGUGUCCAUUGUAAUGAAUACUCUAGUGUUUAGUGUAUGAUAAUGUGCCGCGCACGCUGCGGGAUAUGAGGUGUCGCAAAAUCGGCAGCUAUGCUUACCCUUCCAUACAUCGUGCAGCGAUCCAUACAUCGCAACGCGUGAAGCGACUCAAGUGCGGAGCUUACUGGGCGAGCCCUAUGAAUGCCUGUGAACUUCAGCUUCUGAUUCUUUUGGCGUAUAGAUGGUCUCGCGUCCGAAUUGUGUAAUACUUUCUAUUGAACUCUUUGUGUUGACAGCGUCAGAAAAUGUUUGGAGAGAAACUCAAUCUUGUUAAAUUUAUUUUUUAUAUAAGCUGAUGCCAGUCAAAGCAAUAAUUCCAGGACUCACGGUAGCUACAGAGUAAAAAGCAAAUUCCGGUAAAUUUUCCCUAAGCUGAACAUUAAACUGACUGGCAGUGGAAGGAAUAACCCAUGGCGAAUCUACAUUGAUAUUAAGUACAUGUCUCACAGCCACCUUGUACGCUGCCGGCCCCUGUGACGCAUAUUCUUCCCAUUUAUUUCUUAUUUAUAUUAUUCUAAAAAAGUCUUCUUUGCCUACGCUGACCUUAUUCCUGGUGGGUAGAGGCUGCCUGAUUUCUUCCUUAUUUAGAUUGUGUUGGUAAAGCCCUUACCUGCGCCGAUCGUAUUAAUGGUGAGAAGAGGCUGCGCCCGCCUUGGAUAAUUUUAAUGUAUUUUCUGCUAGUAAUUGUCUUUGCAUUACAUUGGUCACUUUCACAGAAAUAUCCUAUGAGAAAUGGUAUGUAGGUAUAUGUAAACGGCAUAAAUAAUCAAUAAUUACCGGUAGCUAGAAAGUUGCGUACGUAUUGCUGGCUCAUCUCGCCAGAACGAAUGUUAAACUCAAAUGACGCUCAAUAAUUCGAUGACUGGGACGUUACGGUUCCUAUUUAGCCUAAACCCAAUUAUAUUUUUUGUCAAUUUUUAAAAGCAGAGCAUUACUUCAUUUUAUAUGUGUUUUGAUACGUUGCUUCUGUUGUAGAAACUUGUACAUUUGGUGUGAAAAGGGCAAGAGUGAUUUUAUUUAUUUUUUUUGCGACAAAACUCAGAAAAUGUUUCAGACUUUAAUACUAAAAUUACGGGACGCCGAAUUUUUAUACGAAAAUCUCCCGUGUCAUUCCGGUGAGAUCGAUUGAUCUCAGCAUCUUAAAUCAAAAUCUAUCCUAGGAUUUGUGCUCUGCUUGUUUCACAAACACUGUGAUUCUCCUCAUAGGUAAUCCUUAAGGAACGAUUCGUGGUGCUUUCCUUACAAGCUCUUUCCAAGGUGCUCGUCUUCGCCCAGAGCUUCCAAGGCUUUCUACUGUAUUGAAAUCAAUCCCUUUGCCUAUGAUGUCCUACUUGAUGUUCACUUGAAUCUUGUGUGGAGCCUAUAACCUUGUAGUGUUCAGUUAGAUACGUGAAUUUUUGAGGACUGUAGAAAUUCUAUGUUACUCUUUCAAUUGUUUUUUCGCCAUUCUUGUCAUCUUAUCAGAUCUGAUCUAAACUCCUUUUAUAUUUCAUUUUGUUUCAGGAUUCUUUCAGGUGGCUGAAAAUCAAAUAUGAUGAGUGCUCAUUUCUAUCGUAAAUUGUUUGCUCUUAAUUAAGCGACGGUAGAUUCUUAGCUCCUCAUUCUCAAGGUGCAUGGUUCAUGAAUUUCCUGCCGGAAAGUUCGGAAAGAUUCGAUGUUCAGUAUUGGUGCAAGCAGGUUCCUCCUUUAGUUCUAAGUUCGAAGUCUGCCCUGCUCAAGUUUUCGCACCUUGAUUGCUUUGACUUACAAAACAAUUUUGCGCUAAACUCCAUUGAUAACUGAGCUGCUGUGAUCCUUGUGAAUUAUAGCCUACCAUUAACUUGAUUUAUCCCGCCUUGACUGUCCUAUAGCUAAUCUAUUGAUCUGUAACAAGGGAUCUUCCUGUGAAAAGUCGUUGUAAUUAAUCAAGACGUAUAAAAUCUACUUAUGUCUGUAGUUGUUCGAAUAGAUUCGGAGUACUAGUUAGAAGAUCUAACUUUAUCUAUGGCUGCAAGACGUCGCAUUUAGAACCGCGAUUAUGACUUCUCAUUUGUUUAUGCCUCUGCCCCGUCAAUGCAGGGGUCGUCACUUUGUAGCUUCCAGAUUUAAGUUAAUUAUGAAACUUCUCAUUGAAAGUGCUCAUUCAUCACGUUGAUUUACGAAUAUUCCUAAGAAAUUCCAGCUGCUGAACAUUAUUUAUUUCCCUGUUUAUCCCUUGAUUGACCUUAUUUUAUAAGUUACGUUUCCUUCUUAAACUGUCUCUGAUUGAGUGUAAACCUCUGUCCAAAGAUUACAUUAGGUUUGUUGUUAUGUUUAUUUUCAACAUUCGUUAUUCCUCGUGCAAAUAUGGAGAAACCGCUACAUGUGUCAAUACACGUGUAUGUAUCACGCGUCACAUACACGUGUAUGUAUCACGCGUCACAUACACGUGUAUGUAUCACGCGUCACAUACACGUGUAUGUAUCACGCGUCACAUACACGUGUAUUUAUCAUACGUAUGUGUCACAAUAUGUGCAUGGAUUGCAUGUAUCACAACACGUAUUGCAGGCCGUAUCUAUGGUACCACUUAUACUCUUUACUGGCUCAAUGUAACGAAAAUACUUGUAUUUUAUUUUUUGUAGUUGCGCGUUGAAAUUCUCUACCCUUUCAUAGACUAAUUAUUGAAUUUAGAUUAUCUCGUCCGCUAUUUCUAUAGACUUGAAAUAUAAUAUAAUUUGCCAUUCGUGGAAUAUGUGUUGCAAUAUUUCUUGUCAAGUCCGCGUCUGUGUCUUAAGAUUUGUUGUGGUUCGUAUAUGCGUUUUUUCGUUACAUCAACGCCCGUAACGUCAAAUUGAUGAACUGUUGUGUUCUUAUCAAAUCUUAUUUGAUUUUUUUUAAGCCUAUUCGUCAUGUUAUUCAGAAGGUUCCUUCGUUAUAUAGAAAUGUCCCAAAUCUUUGUUUUCUGAUGGCUAUUUUAUUCAAAUUACUGUGAAUAUCUCGUUUAAAAAUGGAUCCUAAAAAUUGAUAACAUGUGAUCUGAUUUAAUUGCGAAGAAAUUACUUUCAGCAAUCAAUUAGAUAUCGGUAUAUAUUAGUUUGAUUGAAAUUAAAUAUUUAUUGGUAAUUUUCUCGGAGAAACACUGGGCCACGCUCGUAUUUUCCCUCAUUAGUUCAAUUAUUUUCACACUGACGCAAUGAAGUUAUAGUUAACUUGUUCUUGUUGCUCUUAACGCCACGGGAAGCCACUAACCUCCCGGCAAUGCAAAGGCUUGCUUGUGACGCCGUCUUGGACGGCAAUGUUUGCGUUACUGUGAAUUUUUGUGUGCGCCGUCGCAAUAUUAGUUUCCCUGCCUACAUAUAAAAUUCAUUAUUGUAUGACGCGUGCGCGUAUGCGUUAGUAAUCCGCAGCUUUAUUCAUCUCGCUUUUCAUUGAGGGACAAGUUUCGUAAAUGUUGCAUGGAUACUCAUUCGAUGAAUACAUUUGAUGUCCACUACAUCUUGAACAAAUCAGACAGCUUACGACUCAGCUUUAUCGUAUUGACUUGUUUGACAAGGUAGAUUCAGUAAUGCGUUCGUACAUUAUACGUUGUCGGGAAGUAUGAGGAAAGCUAGGUCGCUCUUUGAUGUCACCGACGUAAUCGAUGAUUUAAUGUCCCGUGCUGUGUUUUGUAUUAAUCCUUGCCAUAUUUUGCUAAGUUUGCGAUGUAAUGAGAGCGCUUGACACAUCGUAUUGAGGAAACGUUAUCACAGCAUACUGGCCGAGUGUGUCGCCAACGACGAUAUAUCUUUAAGCAUAUUUCCGUUUCAGAUUGGACUGGUGUAGCUUCUCCCAAAAAUGUCGAUAAUUUUAUGCUUGUACAAAUGUAAUUACGCAGUAAAUCACUUUUGAAA